This is a messenger RNA of Ostrinia furnacalis (Asian corn borer), 2249 nucleotides long. RefSeq lists its product as uncharacterized. Gene Ontology annotation, molecular function: nucleic acid binding. The record is from RefSeq and is a predicted model, not a curated record. Bases 162 to 2087 code for a protein of 641 amino acids. The transcript has 2 exons. NCBI's taxonomy places the organism in Eukaryota, Metazoa, Arthropoda, Insecta, Lepidoptera, Crambidae. Gene Ontology annotation, biological process: DNA integration.
UGCAUGUAUUUUGUGAUGCCAGUGAGCAUGCUUAUGUUGCGGUAGCUUAUUGGCGCCUACUUUUUGCUGAUAAUCAAAUUCAACUUUCAUUCAUAUGUAGCAAAUCAAAAGUUUCACCUUUAGCCCCUACAACGAUUUCUCGCUUAGAAUUACAAGCUGCUAUGGUUGCUGCUCGCUUAGCUUCAUCAAUAUGUGAAGCUCACAAGUACAAGCCAGUGCGCAGGUUUUUUUGGACGGACUCAAAGAAUGUUCUUGCUUGGCUACGAAGUGACGCGCGGUCAUAUCUUCCUUUUGUUGCGCACCGCCUGGCAGAUAUUUUGGAGCUUUCCACCAUUGAUGAGUGGCGUUGGGUUCCAACUGUGUUGAAUGUCGCUGACGAUGCCACCCGUCCUAACUCAAAUACUCCCCUUCCUAACAGUAGAUGGAUUGAAGGUCCAGAGUUCUUGAAAGCCCCGUCUAGUGACUGGCCUGUUGAAAUUUCUACCAGUGGGCACUUUAACACUGACGAGCUAAAACCAAGCGCUAGAAUUAACCUCAUUAACGUAGGUCAUAUUUCAACCACAUCCAUUAUUCCAUCUGUCAUACCUUUGUGUGCGGAUCCGUUCCGCUUCAGCCAAUGGCUGCGUUUGCUCCGCUCUACAGCGCGCGCGCAUUUGUACAUCAGGAGCUUGAAAGGUAGAGCUAGUGUGUGCGCCUCAACCUCCCACGCUCCUGGCUCUGUUAGCUCUACUAAACUUAUGCCGCUGUCUGCCGAUGAUAUGUACAUCGCCCGGUCUCACAUCUUUCUCCAGGCCCAAGUGGACUCCUUUCAAGAAGAAAUGGCUGCUAUACGCCAAGGUUUGCCAAUUCCUCGGCAAAGCAAGCUGAAAAAGCUUCAUGUGGUCCUUGGGGAGGACGGCCUACUGAGACUCUCAGGGCGUGUGGGAGCAAUUACCGGCGUGCCAGAUGCAAUGAAUUUUCCUAUUAUCUUGGAUGGAACUCAUCAAGCCGUGCGACUACUAAUUGAGCACGAGCACCGUCGACUAGCCCAUGGCAAUAAUGAAACCGUCGUGAACGAGCUACGCCAGGAGUUUUUCAUCUUAAACCUUAGAAGCACCGUCAGAUCUGUGGGGCACAGGUGUCAAUUUUGCCGUAUCAGGAAAGCAACCGCUGUGAUUCCUCCUAUGGGAAAUCUACCUGCUUCCCGUCUAACCCACCAUUGUCGUCCUUUCACGUGUGUUGGACUAGAUUACUUCGGCCCCGUCCAGGUGACGAUUGGCAGGCGGCACGAAAAACGGUAUGUCGCCUUGUUUACGUGCCUGACGACCCGGGCAGUUCAUUUGGAAGUUGUGCACGAUCUGUCAACUGACGCCGCGAUAAUGGCUUUACGUCGGUUUGUAGCCCGUCGAGGCACGCCUAAGGAGAUCUGGUCGGAUAAUGGAACUAGCUUUGUUGGAGCGACGAAAUUCCUUCGCGAGCUCUACGGUCCAAAAUUGAACGACUUCACUGUGAACAACGGAAUAGAAUGGCGUUUCAUACCGCCUUCGGCGCCCUCAAUGGGCGGAGCUUGGGAGCGCUUAGUGCGUUCCGUUAAAACGGCCCUUAAAGUGAUCCUCAAGGACAGAGCCCCUAAAGAACCGAUAUUCACCACCCUUCUCGUUGAGGCGGAGGCAAUCGUGAAUUCAAGGCCACUAACGCACGUUUCGGUUGGACAAGAAGGUAACGAAGCUCUCACACCAUUUCAUUUUCUGAUCGGGACUUCCUCAACGGGAAACCAUCAUGUUGGCGCCGUCCCUCAAGACUUGUAUGGUAGAACCGCUUGGAGGAAGACUGUGAGACUGGCGGAUCUCUUUUGGCAGAGGUGGCUGAAAGAAUACCUUCCAACCCUCGUUCCUCGGCGCAGCGGCAGCGAGGUUGAAGGAACCCCUCUCAGUGUGGGUGACCUCGUCCUUAUUGUUGACGGGAAUUUGCCGCGGGGAACUUGGCCCAGAGGUCGAGUAAAGAAACUGUUUCCGGGUGGAGAUAACGUUGUUAGAGUGGCCGAGGUCUCCACAGCGGGAGGGGUGUUACGAAGACCGUUAAGAAAACUUGUUCGGUUGCCUGUCUGAAGGCCGUUGUAUAUACAUAUGUACAUCCCAUUUUAAGGCCGGUCGUAUCAAUCUCUCCCGCUCUCACUCCUUUCCUUUGAUACUCGUAUUCUAUCAUUGUUGAGAGAGAGGGAGAGAUGUUACGAACGGCCUCCUUUUAAGUCUAUGUUUUUAUAAUUUUAU